Messenger RNA from Juglans microcarpa x Juglans regia, 1440 nucleotides. Its product is annotated as immune-associated nucleotide-binding protein 9-like. The transcript has 6 exons. Gene Ontology annotation, molecular function: GTP binding. Bases 246 to 1256 code for a protein of 336 amino acids. Lineage: Eukaryota; Viridiplantae; Streptophyta; Magnoliopsida; Fagales; Juglandaceae. The record is from RefSeq and is a predicted model, not a curated record.
UGGAUCCCAUAAAUAUCGACGGCCCAUAUUGAGUCCAGGACGUCAGUCACCGCAGCGAACUUGUCCAAAUGCAAGUCCCUCUCUGCUGUGGCUCUGUCCUAUCCAAGAAGUUUCUUCUCCUCUACUUCAUCCCCCGCAACAAUAGUUGUUCGUCCUAUACGACCUCUUUUUAACUCCCUAAUCUCUUUCUCUUGUUUGCUUCAGAGUCCUUUGGCUUUCCAUUCUCAAGUACUCUGAUUUUUAUAAUGGGUGGAAGUAUGAUAGAUGAUGACUGGGAGCUUACUUCUCCAUCCAAUGGGGUCCGUACGGUGGUUUUAGUUGGACGUACUGGGAAUGGAAAAAGUGCAACUGGGAACAGCAUUGUUGGAAGAAAGGCCUUCAAGUCAAAGGCGAGCUCUGCUGGUGUUACAAGCACUUGUGAAAUGCAGAGAACUGUACUGAGGGAUGGGCAGAUUAUAAAUGUCAUUGACACUCCUGGUUUAUUUGAUUUUUCUGCUGGAUCUGAAUUUGUUGGCAGAGAAAUUGUGAAAUGCAUUGACUUGGCGAAGGAUGGGAUCCAUGCAGUUCUUAUAGUUUUUUCAGUUAGGACCCGCUUUUCACAAGAAGAGGAAGCUGCAAUUCGUAGCUUGCAGACAUUGUUUGGCAGCAGAAUUGUUGACUACAUGAUUGUAGUCUUCACUGGGGGGGAUGAGCUUGAAGAUAAUGAAGAGACUUUGGACGAUUAUUUGGGUCGCGAGUGCCCAGAGCCUUUGAAGGAAUUCAUUGUCUUGUGUAAAAAUCGGCUUGUGCUUUUUGAUAACAAGACUAAGGAUGAAAGCAAGAGGGUUGAACAGGUUCAGCAGCUUCUCUCCCUUGUAAACAUGGUCAUAGCACGGAAUGGUGGUCAGCCAUACACGGAUGAGUUAUUUGCUGAACUGAAGGAGGGUGCAAUCAAACUCCGCAGUCAACAAGAGCAUGUUGAUUCCCUGAAAGGUUACACUAAACGAGAAAUAUCCGAGUUCAAAGAUCAGAUAGAGUUUUCAUAUGAGCAGCAGCUCAAGCGAAUUACUGAGAUGGUUGAGAUGAAGCUGAGGGAGACAACUACUAGGCUCGAACAACAAUUGGCAGAAGAGCAAGCUGCACGACUGAGAGCUGAAGAGCUAGCACAUUUAGCUCAGAUGAAAUCUAAUGAUGAAAUUCGUAGGCUCAGAGAGCAUUUAGAAAAAGCAGAGGAGGAGCUUCGUAAGCGCAGUGAAAAUCGGUGUGCCAUUCUAUGAGGUAAAGGUUAUGAAGCCAAAUCUGCUGUGCAGUAACAGAUCAUUUAUCCUUUUCCCUUUUGUGUGGAGUUUCUGCAGAAACUGCUUGAGGGAUUGCUUGAGAAAACAUUAAAUACCCCCUAUGUAAAGUCUUACAAUUCCUGCUUUGAGUACAACUACUAUAUAUAUACACACACGUUCUAUU